GAAAUUUUAAACGAAACAGACGAAAAAAAAAAUAAAAUUUUCGUCACAUUUUUAAAUAAAAACUUUUUAAACGAACUUAAACAAAAAAACACAAAACAAUCAAAAUGACUGAAAAUGGAAAGACAUUUGGAGCACCAAAGGAUCAGGAUGUCGAGGAUCCAAUUAAAUACGGAAAUGACGAGAAACCAUCGAAAAUUCUCCGUGCAUUAACUGUUAGCGUUUAUUUGUUUUCCGUGUCAUUUGUGGCUAUUCUCCUGUCGCUGUAUUAUAUAUUUUUAUGGAAUCCAGACAGAGAAAACACAGCAAGACUGACUGAUGAUGCUGGCGAGUAUUAUGUAUCAGAAGCUUAUCACACAAACGAACGAUUAUAACAAGACUCAGCGAAAAAAUGCGAAGGUAAA
This is a messenger RNA of Chironomus riparius, 401 nucleotides long. The record is from the annotation of a GenBank genome assembly. NCBI's taxonomy places the organism in Eukaryota, Metazoa, Arthropoda, Insecta, Diptera, Chironomidae.